Molecule: messenger RNA, 351 nt
Organism: Mucor mucedo
Lineage: Eukaryota; Fungi; Mucoromycota; Mucoromycetes; Mucorales; Mucoraceae
Exons: 5
Coding region: 1-351 (116 amino acids)
Source: RefSeq, a predicted model, not a curated record
AUGAUCAAAAUAGCAUGCGAACAUAUCCGAAACAACAUUCUAUACCUACGGGUAUUAGUGAACUUUUGUAUCAUUCCCAACUCAGAUGAUGCUAUGGAUAAAAACAUAUUCUCACAAAAGUUUGCUAUGAGCCGUUACAUAACUCCUGAAUUUACUACUAUGUGUGCCAUUAUCACGAUUAUAUAUGCUUCAUUAAGACCACUGUCGGAUUCCAUGGCGGUUUCAUCUUCCAAGCUUCCAGGAGGCAGUGACAGCAAAGCGGAAACUAGCAUCGUCGGAUAUAGUGUUAAAAAUUGUACUAUGUACUUUCAACAUGACAUGACACACGGACACUACAUUAUGAUUUCGUAA